Messenger RNA from Serpula lacrymans var. lacrymans S7.9, 467 nucleotides. RefSeq lists its product as uncharacterized. The transcript has a single exon. The coding region runs from base 159 to 401 and encodes 80 amino acids. The record is from RefSeq and is a predicted model, not a curated record. Lineage: Eukaryota; Fungi; Basidiomycota; Agaricomycetes; Boletales; Serpulaceae.
CCAUACAUACUUUUUGUGAUUCAAUUCGAGCGAUUUACAGCUGAUUUCAUAAAGAUAGACCUAUCCUAUGAGUUAGUGUGCAGGCGGACUUCAGCGGAGUGUAUAUUUUCAGGAAGAACCCAAAGUGUCUGGGAGAGACUAGUCAACCCUCAACCAACAUGCAGCGCCAUAUUCCCAAGGAGCAGAAGAUACUAGUGUACGAAUUGUCUUGCAUCCAUGGCCUCUCGGACAGACAUGUUAGCCGUUACCUAGGAAUCAGUCAACGGACCAUCGGGCACAUGCAGAAGACCUUCCGGGACACUGGUGAAGUGGGACACCAACUAGCUUGUCAAGGAUGGCCUUGUGCCCUUGAUAGCUUGGAAGUGAGUGUCAGUUUUUCUUUUAUUCUUCUGAUGUGCUGAUAAAACAAGUUUUUGAUUAGUUCCUUGAAGACACACGUCUCCACGAAGAAGAUGAGAUUCCUCCCC